Knipowitschia caucasica is the source of this 3078-nucleotide messenger RNA. The record is from the annotation of a GenBank genome assembly. NCBI's taxonomy places the organism in Eukaryota, Metazoa, Chordata, Actinopteri, Gobiiformes, Gobiidae.
AUGGUGGUGGUGGUCGUGCUGCUGGUGCUGCUACUGGUGAUGAUGCAGCUGCUGCUGGUGAUGAUGCAGCUGCUGCUGGUGCUGGUGAUGAUGCAGCUGCUGCUGGUGAUGAUGCAGCUGCUGCUGGUGAUGAUGCAGCUGCUGCUGGUGGUGGAGGUGUUGAGAUCCUUCGAGGUGGUGGUGGUGUUGAGAUCCUUCGAGGUGGUGGUGGUGUUGAGAUCCUUCGAGGUGGUGGAGGUGUUGAGAUCCUUUGAGGCGGUGGUGGUGUUGAGAUCCUUCGAGGUGGUGGAGGGUUUUUUUGUGGAUGUGGGGGGUGUUUUAAUUGGGUGUUGUUGGUGGUGUUUGUGGGGGGGGGGGGGGGUGGGGGGGUGUUUUUUGGUGAGGGGUUGGGGUGAUUUUUUGGUUGUUGGGGUUUAUUGGGUGGAGGGGUGUGGGGGUUUUUUGGGUUGGUUGGUGUGUGUGGGGUUUUUUUGGUGGUGGGUUUGGGGGGGGGGGGUUUGGUGUUGGUUGUGGUGGGGUGGUUUGGGGGUUUUUGGGUGGGGUGGUUUGUGGGGUGGGUGGUGGGGGGGGGGAGGGGGGUGGGGGGGGUGUGUGUUGGUGGGGGUUUGGGUGUGGGGUGUUUUGGUGUGGGGGGUUGGGUUUUGUUUUUGGGGUGUGGGGGGUUGUGGGGUGGGGGGGGUGGGGGGGGGGUUUGGUGGGGUGUGGGGGGUGUGUGGUGGUGGUUGGGGGUGGGGGGGGUGGGGGUGGUGUGUGUGGUGGGGGGGGGGUGGGUGGGUUGGGGUUGUGGGGGGGGGUGGGUGGGGUGGUUUUUUUGGUGGUUUUUGUUUGGGGGGGGUUGGGGGGUGUGUUGGGUUUUGGGGGGGGUUUGGGGGGGUGGGUGUUUUUGUGGUUGGUUGGUGUAUGGGUGUGUGUUUGGGGGGGUUGUUUUUUGAUUUGGGUUGGGUGUUUGUGUUGGUGUUGGUUGUGUUGUUUGUGGGAAGGGUUUGUUGGGGUUUGUUGAUUGUGUUGGUGGUGUGGUGUGGUUGUGUAUUUGUUUUGGGGGGGGGGGGUUUGGGUGUUUUGGUGUUUGAUUUUGGUGUUUGUUGUGGUGUUUUUGGGUUUUUUUGUGGGUGGGUUGGGAUGGGUGUGGAGGGGGUAUGUGGUGGGGGGGGGGUGUUUGUUGGGGGUUGGGGGGUGGGUGGUAGGGGUGUUGGGAUUGAUGUGGGUAUGGGGGGGGGGGGGGGGGGGGGGGGGGGGGGGGGGGGGGGGGGGGGGGGAUGGUGGUGGUGGAGUUAUUGGGGGGGGGGGUUGGAGUUGAGGGGAGGGGGGGUUUAUGGUGGUGUGGUGGGGGGUUGGGGGGGGUGGGUGUGUGUGUUUUUGUUAUGGUUGGGGGGUUUUUUUGUUUGUUAUGUUUGUUUGUAUUUUGUUUUGGGGUGUUUUGUUUUGUGGGGGUUUGUUGUUGUGGGGUGUGGUGGUUGUUGUGGGUGUGUUUUGGUUUGUGGUGUGUUUGUGGUGUUUGUGGUUGGUUUUUGGUUGGUGGGGGGGGGGUGUUGGUUUGGUGUUGUUGGGGUAUUUUUGGAGUGUGGUUGGGGUUAUUGUAGUAUUGUGGUUGUUUGGGGUUUUGGUGUUGGGUUUGGGGUUGUUUUGGAGGGGGGGUGUGGUUGUUUUGUGGGGGUGGGGUGUUUGGUUGUGGGUGGUGUGGGGUUAGGUGGGGUUGUGUUGUUUGGGGGUGUUGGGUGGGGGUUGUUGUGUGGGGGUGUGGUGUGGGGGGGUGUGUUGGUUGGGUUUUUGGUGGGGUUUGUUGGGGGGGGUGGUGUGGGUUUGGGUUUUGUGGGGUGUGUUGGGGGUUGGGGGGUGGUGGGUUGGUGGGUUUUUUGGGUUGUGGGGGGUGGUUGGGUGGUGGGUUUGUUUGUGUUGGGGUUGGGUAUGUUUUUGUUUGUGGGGGGGUUUGUUUGUUUUUUGGUUGGUGGUUUGUUUGGUUUUGGGGGGGUUUUUUGUUUUGGGGGGGGUGGUGUUGGGGUUGAUUUUUGUGUUUGGGUGUUAGGUUUUUGUGGUUUUUGUGGUUUGUGGGUGGGGGUGGUUGGUGUGGGGGGUGGGGUGUUUUUUGUUGGGUUUUGUGGUUUAAAGGAGUGUUGUAGGGUUUUUUUUGUUGGUGUUUGUGGGGGUGUUUUGUUUUUGGUUGGGUUUUUUUUGGGUGUUUGUUGGGUGUUUUGGUUGUUUGGGGUGGGUUUUUUUUGGUGGUUUGUUGUAUUGGGUUGUGGGGGGGGGGUAUUUUUUUUGUUGUUUUUUUGGGUGGUGUUGUGUUUGGGUGUUGUUGGGUUGGUGGUUUUUUGGGGUGUGUUUGUGAUGGGUGUGUUGUUGGUUUGUUUUUGUGAUUUGUGGGUUGUGUUGUGGUGUGGGGUUUGGUUUUUGGGGGUUUGUUGUUUGGUUGUUGUUGGUUGUGUGGUUGGUUGUUGGGGUUUUUGUUUGUUUUUUGUUUUAGUGUUUUUGGUGUUUGGUGUUUUUGGGUUUGUGUUGUUUUUUUGGUUUGUGGGUUGUGUGUUUGAUGGUGUUUUUGGGUGGGGUUGGUUUUUUUGUGUUGAUGUGGGGGGGGUUGUUUUGUGGUUGGGGUGGGUUGGGAUGUGUGUGGUAUUUGGGGGGAUGUGGGGUGGGGUUGUUGUGUAUUGUUUGUUUGUUGUUGGGUGGGGGUUGGGGUUUGGGGUUGUUGUUUGUGGUUGUGGGUGGUGUGGGUGUGUUGGAUUUGUUGUGGUGUGUGGUUGUGUGUGUGGUGGUUUGUGGGGUUUGGUGGGGUUUAGUUGUGUGGGUAUUGUGAUGGGGUUGUUUUUUGGGGGGUUUUUGUAUUGUGUGGUGGUGGGGGGGGGGUGGGUGGUUGAUGGGUGGGGUGGGUUUUUGGGGGUGGGUGGGUUGUGGUGUUGGUGGUUGUGUUUGGUUGGUUGUUUUUGUUGUGUUGGGGGUUGUUGUUUGGAGUUUGGGGGUGGGUGUGUUUUGGGGUUGGGUUGGUGUGUGGUUUGUUUUGGGGUGGUUUGGUUUGUUGUUGGGGUUUUAUUGUGUUGGGGGUUGGUUGGGUGUUGGAUGGGGGUUGGUGGGGGGUGGGGGUGA